Molecule: messenger RNA, 2583 nt
Organism: Knipowitschia caucasica
Lineage: Eukaryota; Metazoa; Chordata; Actinopteri; Gobiiformes; Gobiidae
Source: the annotation of a GenBank genome assembly
AUGAAUGGAGACACGAGCAACGGGUCCAGAUAUGUGUCCACCUUCAAGAUGCACUUCAAGACUCCAGAAGUGAGCAACAAAACUGGGAUUAAAGCCACACUAAGGAGCAAUAAUGUGGCAAAAUCAGGCAGUUAUGUUGUGGGGGCUCUUGAGGCACCGGUUUUCUGUCGCCCCCUAGAGGACGUCUGUGUGAACGAAGGUGCGGACUUCACCCUGAGCGGGACGGUCAGAGGGAGCCAGCCCAUACGAGUGUCCUGGAUCCACAAUGGGACAGCCGCUCGGUUCGGUCGGUCGUCGGUGGAGGGGGCAGAGGUGCGGUUCACGGUGCAGGAGUGUUUGCCAGAGGACGCUGGAGCUUACACCUGUCUGGCUGAGAACAGUUCAGGGAAGACCUCGUCCUGCACCGCGGUCUACGUCAGAGACUUUGAAACCAUCUGCAGCUCGAAAAAACAGCCCUCAUACUCUUUCACUUCUCCGACCAAGUGCAUGCUGGGAAAUGGAGUCUCCCCGUCCUCUUCCAUAGACUCGCUGCCGUGCUUUUCACCGACCGGAUCAGAAACACCGAGUCCAGUGACGUCUCCCAGAGAAGUCGUCCCAAAGAAGCGAGCCAACUCCGGCACAGUGGUGCUUCUGCGAUUGGAGAACCCUCCGCAGCCUGUGGAGGUGAAGGCGGGGGAGCAGGCCCGGCUCACCUGCAGGUUCGUGGGCAGCCCUCCCAUCGUAUCCUGCUGGAUCAGAAACAAAGAACAGAUCGUGGAGGACUCGCAGCAUCGGUUGGAGAACUCUGACAGCAGCAGUAGUUUGGUGAUCGCAGAGGCUCAGACGCAGCACAGCGGCAGAUACACAAUCGUAGUGAGAGACCGACACAGCUCUGCUCAGCAAACACUCACUCUCUCCGUCAUUGAAAGACCUGAGCCGCCGGCCUCUGGUCCCGUGGUCUCUGUGGUCUCUGGCUGCUCCCUGGUCCUGUCCUGGUCUGGACCCUGUUACGACGGAGGCAGCGUGGUCCUGGGAUACGUGGUCGAGGUGAAGGAGGGUAACAGCGCUCACUGGACUGAACUCAGCCACAACUGCACCAGCACGUCCUACCGGGUGAGCUCCGGGAUCCAGCCCCAGAAGCAGUACACUUUUCGGGUAAAGGCUUUCAACGCAGCGGGAGUCAGUGAACCAGGGCCGGAGUCCACGCCGCUCAACAUGGACCAGAAAGAAUCCAUUAAACCUCAGUCAGAAGCAGCCCCUGCAGCUUACAGUGCGAUCACCAUCGACUCCACGCACAAAGUGACCGAUCACUACAUCCUGCAGGAGAAGCUGGGAGUCGGUAAGUUUGGACACGUGUACAAGCUGACGCACAAGGAGAGCGGGCGAGUCUGUGCCGGUAAAUUUUACAAAGGCAGAAGAUCAAAGGAAAGAGAAGCGGCGAAGCACGAGAUCGAGCUGAUGAACUUCCUGCAUCAUCCCAAACUAGUGCAGUGUCUGGGGGCCUACGACCACCGCCCAGAGAUGGUCAUGGUCAUGGAGUAUAUCGCUGCAGGGGAGUUGUUUGAGAGGAUCGUGGACGACAGCUUCGAGCACACAGAGACCACCAGUGUGCGCUACAUGCAGCAGAUCCUGGAGGGCGUGGGCUUCCUGCAUCAGCAGAACAUCCUCCACCUGGACCUGAAGCCCGAGAACAUCGUGUGUGUGGACAAAGGCGGCACCGACAUCAAGAUCAUCGACUUCGGGUUUGCCAGCCGCCUGGACAAGAGCGUUCCUCUCAAAGUGAUGCAGGGGACGCCUGAGUUUGUGGCUCCUGAAGUCAUCAACUAUGAACCAGUGAGUCCAGCCACCGACAUGUGGAGCAUCGGAGUCAUCUGCUACAUUCUUUUGAGUGGCGAGUCUCCGUUCCAGGGCAGCAGUGACGCAGAGACCCUCGCUCUGGUCACUGCUGCUCAGUACGAGUUUGACGAGGAAAGUUUUGAAGAAAUCACUGAAGAGGCCAAGAACUUCAUCAGCUCCCUGCUCAACAAGGCGCCUCGACGCAGACUGUCAUGUGCAGAGGCGCUGGCCCACCACUGGAUGGCAGCGUUUGACUCUGAAGACACAGCCUCCUCCAGGAGUCUGUCCAAAGAGAAGAUGAAGAGGUUUUUAGCCCGACAGAAAUGGAAGAAGGCCGGUAAAGCCAUGCUGGCACUGAAGAGGAUGGCUCUGCUUUCAAAGAGCGACAGUUCCGCAUCCACCAGCCCCGCGGACGAGCCUCCAAUGUCCCCUGAAGCGGAGCAUGCCCUGCAGACUCUGGAGAGAAAGCUCCAGGGGCCUCCUCGCUUCACUGAGUUCCUCCAGGACCAGAGCACCUCCCUGGGCUCCAGCGCUCGCCUCUCCUGCCACCUCAGCGGUUUCCCGGACCCGGAGGUGCUGUGGCUGCGUGGGGAGGAGGCCGUGGAGGAGUCUGCCUCGGUGGAGAUCGAGUACGAGGAGAGCGGCCGCUGCUCUCUGGUUCUUUCCAAAGUCUCUGCAGACGACGCUGCUGUGUUCACCUGCAGAGCCACCAACGACCACGGGGAGGCAGUGUGCUCCGCUCGGCUCUCUGUCCAGCCACAACAAUGA